Brugia pahangi is the source of this 1800-nucleotide messenger RNA. The record is from the annotation of a GenBank genome assembly. NCBI's taxonomy places the organism in Eukaryota, Metazoa, Nematoda, Chromadorea, Rhabditida, Onchocercidae.
AUGGUACCGGCACGCGACCAGGUGAAAUUUAAAUUGACGAAACCAAAGCCGGCAACUGAAUUACCAUCCGCCCAACACGUGGAGAUUCAGAAGGAAAAAGCGAAAUUGGCAUCUGUAAAACAAAAACCGGAGGCACCUAAACAGGUUGAAGUGCCGGCAAAAGAUCAGGUAAAGAUAAAACAGAAAUUCCAGCCGAAAGUAAUGAAACCGUCAGAAGCAUCAGUUAUUGAAAGUGGCCCUCUGAAAGAAACGCCUGCUGUUGUCAAAGGGAAGAUUAUAGAAUCAACAGUACCUUCAAAGCAUACUGUAUUGUAUCAAAUUUAUCGUGAACGUUCUGAGCAUGCAGUUGAAGUGAACUUAGCACAACAGGAAGAUCUAAUGUCGGAAGAAUAUGCAGAACGGACAGAAUACAGUUACGGCAAUCGAAUCCGAGAACGAGUCUCGGGUUUUCGUAUUCUUCGACAUCCGCAACCUACUAAAAUGGGGCAAACUCAAAAGGUGGCACCACAAAUCUCCCAACAGUUGAAGCCAGUGCAAGCUGAAAUCGGACGACAGGCGCAGUUUAAUGUGUUGUUCAGCGGUGAUGAACCUCUUACAGUAAAAUGGUUCCGAAAUGGUAAAGAAAUCAAGCCAAGCUUCGAAUUUCAGAUCAAUACUACGACAAAAAGCUCAACUUUGACAAUCGGAAAGCUGAAGGUGGACCACAAUGGUCAAUAUAUGUGUCGUGUAACAAAUGUUGCGGGUGCCCAAGAAUCGAUGGCUAAUUUAGUGGUUGUUCCACCAACAGAACAUGGAGUAGCACCUGACUUCACACAACGAAUGGCUGAUGUUCGCGUUCAACAAAAUGCAUCAUCACAGUUCAAAUGUAUUGUUACUGGCAAUCCUGAACCUAUUGCUAGUUGGUUCAAAGAUGGUAAACCACUGCCGAAUGACGCACGAUAUCAGAUUAUCAGUGAAGGUAACGAACGUGUAUUGAUUAUAUCCGAUACAUUGCCGCAAGAUGCGGGUAUUUACGAAUGUGUAGUGAAAAAUAGCGCUGGUGAAGCCAGAUGUAAGGCUCGUUUAAAUAUAAUACUGGCAAAAACUGGUAAAGGAGCCGAAGUUGGACCUCGAUUGGAGGCACCUCGAUUCCAAUCCCAAAUACAGCCUGUUGUGGUUGCUGAGGGUGAACCAGCACAAUUUAAAGCAAACUAUACUGGUUCUCCUGAACCGAUGAUUCGAUGGUAUCGCAAUAAUGAGCCAAUCAAAAAGACGAAAUAUUUCGAAAUGAGUCAAGGUAAUGGUGAGGCGGUAUUACGCAUCACGAAGUGUUAUCAGGAUGAUGUAGCCGAAUAUAAGUGUGAAGCAACGAAUCCAGCUGGUAAAGCAACGAGUGUUGCCAACUUACUUUUACAACCAAAAAGUGGUGUUGUAAUGCGAACGACAACUGCGGCAUCUUCUUCUGCAGCUGGUGAUGUACCAAAUAGUACUGUUGUUGACAGCGCUCAAAUGAAGAAAAAAGCUCCAUCUUCUGGCGCACCGCAGUUUAUUUUAAAACUUUCGGAUAUAACCGCUCGACCAGGACACACGGUAAAGUUUGUUGCCGAAAUAUCAGGUAAUCCACAACCGACUAUUGCAUGGCAGUUUAACGGAAAGCCACUUUAUGAUGGACACAAUCAUAAAAUAUCAUUAAUUGGUAAUAAAGCAAUUCUGGAGUUACAACGAAUUUCAGAAGCAGAAGCUGGCGAUUAUGCCAUCAUCAUUCGAAAUCCCCUAGGUGCUUCACAGAGCCAAGCAAAGCUUAAGAUUCAGUUCCGAUAG